AUGUCGCAGGCGGAGGCCGACGACGGCCCGCGCGAGGCCGACACGCUGCGCGUGCUGCUGUCCUCGGACAACCACCUGGGCUACGCGGAGAAGGACCCGGUGCGCGGCAACGACUCGUUCCGCUCGUUCCGCGAGAUCCUGCAGCUGGCGCAGCGCGAGCGCGUGGACCUGCUGCUGCUGGGCGGCGACCUGUUCCACGAGAACAAGCCGAGCCGCCGCACCGUCUACGAGACCAUGCGCCUGCUGCGCACGCACUGCAUGGGCGACUGCGCCGUGCACUUCCAGGUGGUGAGCGACCAGAGCCUCAACUUCCCCAACUUCGGCGUCGUCAACUUCGAGGACCCCAACUACAACGUCGAGCUGCCGGUCUUCAGCAUCCACGGCAACCACGACGACCCGUCGCGCGAAGGCGGCGGCGACCACUCGCAGUCGCUGGCGGCGCUGGACCUGCUGAGCGCUGCGAACUUAGUGAAUUACUUCGGCAAGAGCGACAAGGUGGACGAGGUCGAGGUGUUCCCCGUGCUCAUGACCAAGGGCAACACGCGCGUGGCCGUCUACGGCCUGGGCAACAUGCGCGACGAGAGGCUCAACAGGAUGUUCGCGCAGCAGAAGGUGGUGUUCCGACGGCCGGCCGAGCACGCGGACGAGUGGUUCAGUAUCUUUGUGCUGCAUCAAAACAGGGACGACAAAGGACGCGGCAGCAAGAACUGCGUGCCCGAGAGUGUGAUCCCGGACUUUAUUGACUUGGUGGUCUGGGGCCACGAGCAUGAGUGUCAGAUUGACGUUCAGGAGAGCUUGAAGGGGGAUUUCUUCAUCACGCAGCCAGGCUCGUCGGUGGCGACGUCGCUCGUGGAGGGGGAGGCCAAGACGAAGCACAUUGCUGUGCUGGAGAUCAACGGACAGAGCUUUAGGAUGAACACGCGAGAGCUGCAUACUGUGCGGCCGUUCAAGAUGGGCGAGGUGAUUCUUGGGGAGAUUGAGGAGCUGGACCCGAACGACCCGGAUGUGGCGGACCGUAUUAGAGAGUAUCUGGAGGGACGAGUGAUGGAGCUACUGCAUGAGGCUGAAUUGGAGCAGGAAGUGAAGAGGAGAGAGCGAGCGAGGGAGCGUGAGCAGAGGCAGCAGGAGAGCCCGUUCCCGCUCCCGGAUAUUGGGAAUGGAGCUGAAGAAGAAAAGGACCUGGUGCUCAUCCGUCUGCGCGUGGAACACACGGGCUUCCAGGUGUUAGUGAACCAGCGAUUUGGAGCCAAGUUUGUGGGGAAGGUGGCCAACCCCAACGAUAUAUUGCUGUUCUACCGCCGGAAGAAUGAUCGGAUUAAUGCAUCGGACAAGAAAGCCAGCGCGGAGUUGGAGAAGUCGCUGCUGGGCCGCCCUGUGCGCCCCACUCCGUUGGCUGCUGUGACGAUUGAAGAUAUCUUGAGCAAGCAGCUGUGUGUGCCUGAACGCAAGUUAGUGUUGCUCCCCGAAGCACAACUUGAAAUCGCACUGGAAAAGUUUACGUUGAAGAACAAUGCGUCGGCCAUUCAGGAGUUUGUGGACAGCGUGCUAGACGAGACCCAGCGCGAACUCAGCGCCAAGAGCGAUGCCAAGUCUGCUCAGGAUAUUCUCACCGUUGUUGGCAAAAAGAAGGAGCAGAAGGACGCUUUGCUCGCACUGCAGAAAGAGGAGGAAGAUGAACAGUCCGCGAACGGCCCAGCAGCAGCCGGCACUCCAUCAGCUGACGGGUUUCAGUCCAGGCGAACUACUCUGGAAGACGAGAGCUCGACUAAAUCCCCUAAAAGCGGUCGCUUCGGGACACCGAGAACUUCGAAAGCGAAGAAGGCAGCGCCAAAGAAGCCCGUUAGGAAGUCUGUCUUUUCAGACCUCGAAGAAGACAGUGAUGAGAGCCAACGCAAGCGGAAACCCGCGGUUCGAAAGACUACCCCUCGGAAAGCUCCUGCUCGCUCAGCAAGAGCCAAGGCACGCAAGACUGUGCUCUCCGACGACGAUUUUGAAGAUGAGGUCGCCGCCACAGCUGAAGAUGACGGAGACGAAGAUUUUAAGAUGGACGAAGACGACGAUGAGGAGGAGGAUAUGACUCCGCGGCCGACAGCGAAACCUCGUGGUAGGGCUGCUCCCAGGUCGACGAAAGCCAAGAAAUCGCCGCCGAACCGUAAGAGGCUUCGCAAGAGCAAUGAUGACGACGAUGAAGAUGAAGAUGAUGACUUUUCUCCCGCGCCCACCAAGAGAAGCGCGCCUGCUGCAGCCAAGCGUCCAGCAGCGCGUGAAUCUCAAGCGAGCGAUGUGCUUGAUCUGUGCUCGGACUCGGAACCGGAACAACCGGCACCGAAGAAACGUGCCAAGCAGACGAAGACACAGACGAAGAUUUCUCAGCAGCACAAGAUCGAUCACCUGUUCAAGAAGCAGCAGCCGAAAAGAGAAGAGGACGACCAGGUCGAAAGUGAUCACGAGUUCACCCAGGUUGCUCGGCAGGCAGGCGCACGUGGUCAAGACAUUGUUGGGCAGUCGCAAUCGCAGUCCGAGUCACAGGCUGGUGGAGGUACGCGACGCAAACUUCCGCUAUCGAUGAUUGCAGCCUCCCAAUCUCAGUCCCAAGACCCGAAGCGAGCUGGAGGUGUCGCCCCCGCCGCUCGUAAAGGUUGGGGCCGCUCUCGUCGCUAG
Messenger RNA from Phytophthora sojae, 2661 nucleotides. RefSeq lists its product as hypothetical. Bases 1 to 2661 code for a protein of 886 amino acids. Gene Ontology annotation, cellular component: Mre11 complex; nucleus. Gene Ontology annotation, biological process: mitochondrial double-strand break repair via homologous recombination; telomere maintenance; meiotic DNA double-strand break formation. The transcript has a single exon. Lineage: Eukaryota; Oomycota; Peronosporomycetes; Peronosporales; Peronosporaceae. Gene Ontology annotation, molecular function: DNA endonuclease activity; manganese ion binding; 3'-5'-DNA exonuclease activity. The record is from RefSeq and is a predicted model, not a curated record.